AUGGCCAUCCACACCGAAGCCACUCUGGAAGAAGAAGACAUUCCAGGUUCCAAUGUCACCCACUUGAGCGAGUGUGAGUUGGCCACAGACCAGGAAGUCUUGACAGCCUUCCAGACCUGCCAGAGGCUGUCGAGGACAAUGCCCAAGGACCAGUUCGCCAUGUACCAACAAGCAGCUGGCAUCACCCACAACCAGCACUCCAUGCUGCUGGACCAGGCAUUGUUGGACCAGAACAUCUUGCGCCCAGUUUCUGGCUACAUCCAUGAUUGGAUGCACACCAUGGCAUCCCAAGGUGUCAUGCAGAAGUCCAUUUGGUUGCUGCUUUCCACAACCAAUGCAUGGGACCACAUGGAAAGCUUUCUCCAACUCUGGACCAUGCCAGGCGCAUUGGCCAAGGCUGGCAAGCUCCAUGACCUCUUCACUCCCAAGAGAACCAAGUUCUACGGGGAGAACCAGAGGUUCAAAUGCACAGCCAGUGAGUGCUUGGGCCUCACCACGCUGCUCCAGUACAUGGUCCAGCGCCUUUGGCUGCCAGCAGGGAUCCAGGUGGACCAGUGCCACAGCUUUCUGGCCAUGGCCCAGGUCCAGGAGAUGCUCCAAGCCACCCACAUGGGCACAGUGUCUCCAGCCCAGCACCAGGUCCAAGAUGCCCUCACCAUCUUCAAGCGUGCUGGGAACGAGGCCGCCAUGGUGCGGAAGCACCACUGGAUGCUCCAUCUGAGCACUCAGCUGGAGGCCAUGGGGUUCCUUCCCAACUGCUGGCCACUGGAAAGAAAGCACAAAGUCGUGACCAUGUACGCCACCAACAUGAUGAAGAUACCAGUCUUCAGCCAGAGCCUGCUCGAAGAAGUCUUGGCCCAUGACAUCCAUGCUGUGCAGACAUCGGACAGCUUCGAGGAAUCUGCCCACCUGGUCCAGAAGCGACACCCAAGUGCCCAGCUCCACAAGUACCUCUGCGAGUCUGUUUUCAAGGCAGCCAUCGCCAAGGACCAUAUCUGGACAGCUGCCGCUGCCAUGCUGGAGACAGGGGGCCAGGUGCACCAGAAGGAUUAUGUCUUGAUCCAGCAGGAAAACCAGUGGGGCUGGCAGAUUGCCAAGGUUGAGUGCCAUUUCGAGGCCGCGGAUUUGGUUUGUUCUGUGGUCCGCACUUCUGACCUUGUCGAGUACGAUGCGGCCACCUACUCAGCUUUGGCCCAGGACACAGCGUCUUUCCACUUCGUUCUUACUGAAAAGAUCCUGUGUCCAGUUAUCUGGGCUGCAGAGGGCCAGCGAGUGAGAAUCUUGAUUCCUUGGUCCUUUCGGAAGUUGGCCAGCCUCACCUUUAGCCUGGAGCUGGAAAGGCGCCUUCGGAACGCGGCCGAAAACGAUGGCGUUACCUCCCAUGCGAUCAACCCAAACACCGUCCUCACCGACUUUCAGAAGUCCCUGGGUGCCACCUCAGAGCGCUCUGCAAUGUCAUAUCUUCCGCCGGUCUGGAUUGCAGGGAAGGUCUUUGGGUUCCUUGGCACUCGAUUUCGGGAGAUGACCAUGAGGUCCGUGCAGCACGGAGCGGGGGCGAUCCUCCAUGUCGCGACGAGCCCGGCGUUGGAGGCCAGUGGAGGUGGCCUCUUCGACGACACAGAGACGGCCUUUACCAAAUGUGGCCGCACGGCAGCCUUCUGCGGAAGGGUGCCUGCAAACUGGCUGCCGGCGGUGAGCCUGGACGAGCAGGCUCGCGUAACAGGUCUUGGGUGA
Symbiodinium sp. CCMP2592 is the source of this 1734-nucleotide messenger RNA. Lineage: Eukaryota; Dinophyceae; Suessiales; Symbiodiniaceae. The record is from the annotation of a GenBank genome assembly.